Messenger RNA from Symbiodinium necroappetens, 897 nucleotides. Lineage: Eukaryota; Dinophyceae; Suessiales; Symbiodiniaceae. The record is from the annotation of a GenBank genome assembly.
AUGCUGGUUCUCUGGGAUCCGACGUGGGUGACAAGACUGUGGUGCGUCUUCGAAAUAGCUGCCUUUCAACACAGCCGCAGUCCCGGUUCCAAGGCGGAUCUACAGAUUGUUCCACCCUUGUUGGGUCCAACGCUUCUGGUAUUUGAGAUGCUGUUGUGCAUAGCCGCCAUUGUAUACGACCUCAUAGAGUCUUCCCUUGCCUCCUCGGAAGAUGGAAUAUUGGCGGGAGAACUCCACCUGAUGCUCGCUGGCGUUCUUGUCUUGCUUGUCGGUCUCGUGACACACCUCCUGCGAGGUUAUGCCCGCAGCGUCGAGAUGCUGCAAGACCAACUCCGUGGUUUCAAGGUCGAAAACACGAGCAGUGCGUGCUGUGCCAACUGCAAGAAAGGCGAGGCUGCUCUCUGCGACCGCGCGGUCAUUCUUGAGUGCAUUGCUGCGUGGUACGAGUCACUGGACAGCUUUGAACUUCAUGUGCAAUCUGAUGUGCAGAUGGCAGUCAUCGAUCAGCUUGCAUAUAGAGCCAUCUCUUAUCAACGUGCUCUUGUACUGUUUACGCCAUAUGUGUGGCUUCGUCUUGGGUAUGCAGCAAGCCAUGCAAGCGAUCCCAUCCGACAGCUAGUCGAUCUAGCCCAGACAUUCACCUACUUCCUGGCAAUUUACCCCGUGAUGGCCAAACUUUGCUUCCGUCUGUGCUACAGCUUGCGAGCACGAUGUCGCAGGCUAUACAUAGACUUCUUUCUAUCGAUGGCCGCCGUGAUCGGUUCCUUCUUGUUCUACGUUGCUUGCUACGCGAUCCAACUCUAUGUCUUCCGUCAAAGCGACCGGGAACUUCUCCUGAGUGUGAUCUCAAUGAUUUGUUGGUGGACUGUCGCAGUUCUCCUGUGGCGAGUUAUUUAA